GCCAGUAGGCUGGCAGUGCUGUGCGGACUCGUCCUCCGCGACCGGCAGUCAGUGCGCUUGCGCGCCGUCCAAGCGCCGCGGUUCUUGACUGUGCUGUGCCGGCGGUGGUUUUAGCCAUGCAGGGAGCGGACUCGCAACAGCCCUUCAAGCGACCCCGAUGCGAUGGCAGCCCAAGAACGCCGCCAAACAUCCGUUCUGCGGCGGCGGAGACGUCCCCGAGCCCCGAACUCCGCCCAAAUCACCAGACCUGGGGCCCGGAGCAGGUGUGCUGCUUCCUAAAGCGCAGUGGCUUCAGUGAUCCCCGACUGCUGGACCGUUUCCGAGAAAAUGAAAUUACAGGUUUAACACUACUCCAUCUUAAUGAGUCUGAUCUUGAAAGUCUUGGAAUAAGUACCUUGGGGGACAGAAAGAAGCUGCAUAAUUAUAUCCAACAACUGAGUGAAAUUCACGUUGAUUCAAUGAAGGUAAUUAAUGAUCCUAUCCAUGGCCACAUUGAACUCCACCCUCUCCUCAUCCGAAUCAUCGACACACCUCAAUUUCAGCGGCUUCGAUAUAUCAAACAGUUGGGAGGCAGUUACUACAUUUUUCCAGGCGCUUCACACAAUCGAUUUGAGCACAGUCUAGGUGUAGGGUAUCUAGCAGGAUGUCUGGUUCGUGCACUGCGUGAGAAACAACCAGAGCUGCAGAUAAGUGCACGAGAUGUGCUCUGUGUUCAGAUUGCUGGCCUUUGUCAUGAUCUCGGUCAUGGGCCAUUUUCUCAUAUGUUUGAUGGAAGAUUUAUUCCACUUGCUCGCCCAAAUGUGAAAUGGACGCAUGAACAGGGCUCAGUGAUGAUGUUUGAGCACCUAGUUAAUUCUAAUGGACUCAAAGAAGUCAUGGAAUACUAUGGUCUCAUCCCUGAAGAAGACAUUUGCUUUAUCAAGGAACAAAUUACAGGACCACUUGAAUCACCAAUCAAAGAUUCUUCGUGGCCGUAUAAAGGGCGUCCUAAAGAGAAAAGCUUCCUUUAUGAGAUAGUGGCCAAUAAAAGAAAUGGCAUCGAUGUGGACAAAUGGGAUUAUUUUGCCAGGGACUGCCAUCAUCUUGGAAUCCAAAAUAAUUUUGAUUACCAGCGCUUUAUUAAAUUCGCCCGUGUCUGUGAAGUAGAUAAUAGGAAGCGUAUUUGUACUAGAGAUAAGGAGGUUGGGAAUCUGUAUGACAUGUUCCAUACUCGCAACUCUUUGCACCGCAGAGCUUAUCAACACAAAGUUGGCAACAUCAUUGAUACGAUGAUUACAGAUGCUUUCCUCAAAGCAGACCCCUACAUAGAGAUUACAGGUGCUGAAGGAAAAAAGUAUCACAUUUCUACAGCAAUUGAUGACAUGGAAGCCUUCACUAAGCUAACAGAUAACAUUUUUCUGGAGAUUUUAUAUUCUUCUGAUCCAAAACUGGAUGCAGCACGAGAGAUUUUAAGAAAAAUCGAAUACCGUAAUCUAUACAAGUAUGUGGGUGAGACUAAGCCAAAGGGAAAAACAAAAAUUGAAAGGGAAGACUAUAAACGCCUUCCAGAGGAAAUUGCCAAUGCUAAACCUAGUGACGUAUUGCUGGAAGCUGAACUGAAGGCUGAAGAUUUAAUAGUGGAUGUUAUCAACAUGGAUUAUGGAAUGGAAGACAAGAAUCCUAUUGAUCAUGUUCGCUUCUAUUGUAAGAGUGACCUCAGCAAAGCAGUCAUGAUAACUAAAGAUCAGGUUUCAGAGCUUUUGCCAGAGAGAUUUGAAGAGCAGCUAAUUCGCGUAUACUGCAAGAAGACUGAUGCAAAGACCUUGUUUGUUGCACAACAACAUUUUGUUCAUUGGUGCUUAAUCAGAGACUUCACCAAGCCUCAGGAUGGUGACGUUGUAGCCCCUCUUAUAACACCUCGAAAAAUGGAGUGGAAUAACGCAAAUUCAGCCCAGAGCCCAGAUCACUUCCAGAAAGAGUCCAAAUCUAGACAGCGCCUUUUUCCGGAUGACUCAGUGUGAAUGUUUGCAACCAGUUGUUUACAUAAAGCCUUCUUCCCUGUCCCCCAGCAGUAUUAACUAAUGUAGGGAAUUUGGUCAUGGAGUUCUACAAAUUUAGUGAUAACUAGUGCUUUUUAUAUUUUGAAUGUACACACAUGCUGAAGCUAAGUAAUUUUUAUCCAAAGAAACAAAAAGGUAUUAGGCAAAUCUUGCUAUACAUGCUACGGAAAGUGUUACCUUGUCUAUUUUAACUGUAACUAAAGUCUUUCUCUAGUAGUCUUAUUUUCUUAGAAUAACAAAAAAAAAAUUUAGGUACUCUGAACUCUUACGACAUAUGAUUGUUCUUUUAAAAAAAAAAUGUUUAGAAAUGAGAGAAGGUGCACAUAGGAAUUUGAAGUUGGGACUAUCGUAAACAGCCAUGGUUAAGAACGAAACAAAAUCCUAGCCCCUUGAGGGAGGUACCCAUCACCUCGAAUUUGAGGACAAUUCUUCUUAAGUGAUCUGAAUGUUCGUGAAAGACCUUCCCUCACCCUUUUAGCCAGGUUGGACUAAUCAGUAGGAAAUGAGGGCCGGGAGUUAGCUCCAACUCCUGAGUGAGAGGCAUGAUUAAUUUUUUGAAAAGGUCCGAGUGCUCUGGCCUUCUCUGGAGUGGGACAUAAAACUGCCUCUGGGGAGGCUGUUCUCUGGGUCAGUUGCAGCCCCAGGCCUGGGCAGUUUCUUACUCCUGAAUACUCACUGUCCAUGUCCCAAGGUCUUUUUCACUAUCACUACUCAGCCUGGAGAAGGCUCUCCUCCGACCUUCUGUCUGAAUUUCCCUUGUAAGCUGAUCAGGGUCACAGAAGCCAUUCUUGGGGCUGGGGCUACUCAGAGCUGGGACUUUGUUUUUGCUGGUUCAGUGAGCAUUUUAUGGGUUUCAGAGCAAAGACUGAGCUGCCUGGGAUGAAAUGAGUGAUUAUCCUGAGAAUUCCAAGUUCCCCUCCGUGGCCCAGUAUUCCCCAUGCUUGUUCUUUACCUCCUGCAGUGGAGUAGGCACCACUGUAGGUGAGCAAUUCUGUGCAGAGGGCCCCCACCCCCACCUCCAUAUACACACAAUUGCCAGUUCUACAGACCUUCACCAAGAAUAAAGUCUGGAGUUAGAGCCAAAGCUGGUGGUAGCCAGAGGGUCCUGUAGAUGCAGGGCAGUGGGGAAUGGGAGUCCUAAGCCCUUAACAUCUUAUGCUUUGACACUCCCUUACAAAAGCCUCCAUGGCAGGCCGGGAUUGGAGAGCCAGGCCUGGCUCCAGGCAAGAGCAAGUGGGAGGAAGGAAGGAACUCAGACUAUAGGCAGCAGAUUAUCCACAGUCUUAGGAAUGCUGCCACCUUCUACUGUGUAAUCAAGUUCUGUUCUGUUGACACUAGGCUGAAAAGUAUUAGAGAUACCUGCCAUUCUGUAUAACCACCACCACCCUCCUCCAUCCCCCAGUAGAUGAUCAAGAGUUGACCCUAAUUCACAGGAGAAUAAUUAAAACCCUCCCCACUUCCACCAUAAUGCUGUGUGGGUGAGGAUGUGUCCACAUGUGGGCUCCUAGAAGCACAAGUGAAGUCAGCCAUGGGACUGGGUCAUAUCUGUGUUGGCCGAGGUACCUCUGAAACAUUCAGUGGGGAGAACUGUGGGGCUCAGACUUAGUGUAUCCAGACUCAAGGUCAAGAAUGUAAUGUUCUUCUGCUAAGAUUGUUUUCUUUCUGCAACUCCUAUCUUUAAAUCAUUGUGGUUUACUCUGGAAUUUUAUGGUUUCAAUAUUGUAUCAUUGUGCUAUCUGAGAAAUAACUUGAAUCAACUUUGUUUGCACCCUUUACAUAUAAGUCAGCUGCACUUUAUGCUCUUUGCAACUGUUUUAAUUAUCAGAACCGUGUGCCAUUUACAAGGUUAAAUUUUUCUUAACACCUUCACUGUUUGUAUAAAAACUGAGAUUUUAACAACCUCUAGAGUUACUGAACUGUUGUCACCUUGAGAAUGUAAGAACUAUGAGUUUAAAUGAUUUGUUACUUCAUUUGGGUGAGGAAAAUAGCUGCAAUAAAGCUUCAUGAAUGUAUCUCCAUCUUGAAA
This is a messenger RNA of Leptonychotes weddellii (Weddell seal), 4065 nucleotides long. It is a transcript of the gene SAMHD1, whose product is annotated as SAM and HD domain containing deoxynucleoside triphosphate triphosphohydrolase 1. Gene Ontology annotation, biological process: regulation of innate immune response; defense response to virus; dGTP catabolic process. NCBI's taxonomy places the organism in Eukaryota, Metazoa, Chordata, Mammalia, Carnivora, Phocidae. Gene Ontology annotation, cellular component: nucleus. Gene Ontology annotation, molecular function: dGTPase activity; protein binding. The record is from RefSeq and is a predicted model, not a curated record.